Molecule: messenger RNA, 11247 nt
Organism: Biomphalaria glabrata
Lineage: Eukaryota; Metazoa; Mollusca; Gastropoda; Planorbidae
Product: ankyrin repeat domain-containing protein 50-like
Exons: 10
Coding region: 354-2027 (557 amino acids)
Biological process (GO): positive regulation of transcription by RNA polymerase II
Cellular component (GO): nucleus
Molecular function (GO): transcription cis-regulatory region binding; protein binding
Source: RefSeq, a predicted model, not a curated record
UUCCGGUACUAUUUAUCAUCAAAGAAAAAUUUAUGCAGACCUCUACGACUACGGCUACGGACUAGAUUCUAAUGGUCAUAGAGAUCUGGUCUAGUUAGAUGUAGAUCUAGAUAUAGAUAUAAGGAAACCUGGUUUUAUUUUGACUAGCCUAGAGAUGACAACAAUUCUAAAUUAGACCUAGAGAUUGUAGAUCAAGUUGUAAUAUUUAUUUGUCUUUGAUCAACUCGAACUUCCAACCAAGUAAAUUGAAGCUAGUCUGACUGACUCACUGAGUAGUCUCUAACUAGAUCUAAUUAAAAUUAAAGUAAACUGAAUUACACUUUUUAGUAAUAUCUUACUAAACUGCAGACAUCAUGGGUCAAGCUGGUUCUAAACAAGAAAUGUUCUGGGAAGCUUGUGGUUUUGGUCGAGCCCACCUUGUGCAGAAGUUUAUUGAACAUGGCAUCGAUGUUAACUGGGUGUCCUCUAUACACGGCUGUAGCCCCAUUCAUGUAGCGUCACAGGGGAAAGCAGAUGUUGUGCAACUUCUGAUAGAUGCAGGUUGUGAUCUUUCUGUAGUGGAUUCAAGAGGAAAUACAGCUGUCCACCAUGCUGCCAUGCAAGGUCAUGCUGACAUUAUCCAGAUGCUUGUGGAUGCAGGUGCUGAUAUCAAUGCUCAGGAUAAGAAUGGCUGGACACCUCUACACUGUGCAGCCUACUAUGCCCAUUUGAGAGCCGUUGAAGUGUUGGUCAGAAACCAUUGCAAUAUAAGUAUAUUAAACAAGGAUGGUAGAUCUGCCCUUAUCGAGACAGCUCGCUCCAAAAAUUAUGAAGAGGAGAAAAUUUUGGGAGAAAUUGCCAGAUAUUUAAUCAAAGCCGGAUGUGAAGUUGACUUGAAAUGUACAGAUUUAGGAGAGGCCAAUUUCACUGGACUUAUGUUUGCUGCCUAUCACAAUCACCUGGAAGUGGCCUCGGCAUUCAUUGAGGGAGGUUGUGACCUAAACAGUGCAACUUGCUAUACCAAGUGGACGGCACUGCACUGGGCCAGUGACUGUGAUAAUGCAGAAAUGGUGUAUCUGUUGCUUGAUGCUGGAGCUGACCCAACAAAAACUGGCAUGAGAGGAGAGUUGGCUUCAGACAGGUCCAAAGAUGUCGAAACCAAAGAAAUACUGGAUAAAGCAGUUUUAACGUUCCGUGAAGGAGAUAGAGGGGAAACUACCUCACUGUCUUCUGCUCAUUCAAUGAAUGCUCAGGCAUCUCUGGACACAGCCAGAGCUUUAGAGAGCUUAUCAACACAUGCCAAAAACAGAGACAUCUUGUCUGUGCCACUACCAACUAUGCCAGCUUUGGGCAUCGCCUCCAGAUCUGAUCCUAAGACAAGGUACACAAGAAGGACGGUCACUGAGGUUGCAGUGAAAAAUGUCAAUGCCAACUUUCCAUGGAAGAGUUACUCCAAGCAAGGGUCCCCGAGCCCAGACAAAGAUGGACAAGGUGGCGAUGAAGAGAAGAGAAAAAUGUUCCCUUCACAGGAUGACAAGACCAAUGCAUUCAUGGACUCAUUGGCACAGAGGAUUAACUACAUGACCAGCAAGAUAGCAAUAAUGGGUCAGACCGACCCCAAACCACAGUCGAAUGGCACCCUGGAGGACACGACCUUAAAGUCCUCCAAUGGGUGUGACAGCCCAGGCGACUCAGGCCUGUCCACAAGGGUCUCAUCUGAGCUAACCACUCCAGAUGAUGGUGUCCAAGGCUCAUUAUCUCUAAACCUCAAACAGGGUUCCGCUAAUGAUGAUGACAAGAAAAGCCUUAGCCCCAGAUCCCCAAGAUCCACUUCUGGGACGUCGUCGAAAUUGUCCAGUCCAAGCAAGCAUGACAUGCUGGAUGCAGAAGCGGACCAUGAUAUCAUCGAGGAAAGCCACAGGGGGUUCGCCAUUCUCCGUGCUUUGCAGGAAAGGCAUAGACGCAGCAUGUACCUAGAGGAGACAACUGUGGAAACAAAGGUUACUCCUGAAAGUGCAGACAAGUCGGAGAUCCUGUCUACGGUGUAACCAAUCCAUUUCUUGAUUUUAUAAUGUUUUUCUAUUAUCAUCUCUGGAGAGAUGUCCCUAAAUUAGCUCUGUAUUAUGGAAGUAAUAAUUAUGUACAGUUGUAUAAUUGUAUUCAAUCUCAUACCUAAAUUGAUUUUAAAAUAUAGACAUUGUUCUAGGUAUGUUAAGAUAGCUUUGUAAUGUAAAAAUUAAUUAUAAUUAUAAAUCUUUUUUCUUUUUUUUGUUUUUUAAUAUGAAUUUAUUAUUUAUUUGUGCUUAUUAAGUUCUGUCUUAAAAUAACAUAUUAUAGGCCCCUAACUAACUCCAUUGCUUGCUAUUUUUUAAAGUCAUAUUUUGUUUGUCUUGAACUCAGUUCUCCCAAUACAAUGUUGUUUUUUUUGCUUGAAUUUCUUAUUUUUAUUUUUUUUCUUCCCCUUUUCUUCUUUUUAAUUGUUUAUUCAUAUUUCUGAAUUCCAGAAUUUGUGUAUAUUUAUUCAGAUUUGCAUUGGUAACUUUUCACAAAGCCCUGAAUUCGAAUCCUUUUAAUCAUUUAUAUUUCUUUCAUACCUCAGUGUAAAUUUUAUCAGCACUAGUCCUGCCCAUGUGUCAAACUUAUUUUUUUCUUUGUUUCUGUGCACAGCACAAACUGAAUGACUGACUAGAGUUGCACCACCAAUUCUGUUGUGGCAUUCCAAUUUUAAAAAACAACAAAGUAACACAGGAAUUAUUUCAUACAAGUGAUUACCUACUAACAUAACCGAGAGUUUCAAUUUGUCUGGAAGAUAUUAAACUAUGCGUUAUUGAAUCUAUUCCCAAAAAAGUUUUGAAAGUGCCAGAGAUUGUUUCGAUUGCUAGUUUUACUUGAAUAUUGCUGCACUCUAUUGGUAAUACAACUUUCAUUCCUAUGUUCUAAUAUUUCUGAGCUACUUCUCUCAAAACUUUAUGGUAACUUAAAAGAAUUACUAGUCUAUUAUUUCAAUAACAAAAAUUUUCUAGGUGAAACAAAAAUUCUAGAAGGCCAUCUAGAGUUACUUGGAAAUAAGUAGAUUUCAUUGUUUUUUUUAAUUUAUUUGUAAAGAUAGUUGUAUAUAUGUGUUGGAAAGUUUUCAGUUCUGUUCAUAUAUAAUUGAAUUUACUUCUAGAUAAAUGCUAAGCAAUCUAGUUCACACGCUUUUUUUAAACUAGAUGGACAUUAUCUAUUACUAGGCUCAAAACUACCAGUAUGUCUAUUUGUAUUUAUUGUUUAGUUACAUGUUAGGUACAAAGACCUGUACCCUCUUUAAAAAGUUUUUUUUUUUUUAAUGUUAUCUUUCCAAAAUUGCACUAACCUAUAUGAAUGACACUGUUGCUAUCUUCAUCAUUCCUGUUUGUUAUGAUACCUUGGAAGUUUCUAACACUGAUGAACUAUGUGACUUCUUUCCAUCUUGCUUUCCCCCACCCCCACCCUUUCUUUUUCAUGUAUUUUUGAGCCAUUUCUCAAUAUGGGUUCAGGGUUGCGCCUAGGUUACACCUUGUUGAAUUUGCACAGCAUAACCUAAAUUAGGUUGUCACACAUAAUACAAAAGGUUGUGAGAUUUAUUGCCAGUUGUAAUUGUGGCCAGAAUUUUUGUGAUUUUUAAAGUAAACCUUUUUUUUUAGUGCUAAAACAUUUUGUAUUUCCAGUCAAAUAUUUGAUGUGUAUUCCAAUUUGGUUCUUUUUCAAAAGACUAUCUAAAGUCUGUUAGCUUUUGGUCUGUAUCUAUAGAUUGGAAGAAAUGGUUUCAGUUUCUUGUUUUAAAAUUGUUGAUGGGGCUAUUUCUGUCCCUGGCAACGGAUUAUACUUAACCUUUAAUCUGUUGAAUUGAAGUUUAACUGUUAUUGUCUUGUACUCAUUUAUGAAUGAUAAAUUAUUCCUCAUCUAAUUAACAUCACGACCUUAGCACUGUGAAACUAAUAUGGCAAAGGAGAUGAUUUGUUGUGUUGUCAAUUAAGGGUGCUGGGGAUUUACAAAUACAAAAAUUUGCUAUGCACACAAACUUCUACAUAUCACUCUUUAAGAGCUUUAAAACUAAUGGAUGUGGAACACAUUAAAAAAAAUAUUUUUUGAGGUUACCUUCUGUCCAUGAAGUAUGGUAAAUUGUAUUGUACCUGCUUUUUUAAAAAAAAUCAUCAAUAUGCUGAGUUUCAUUUGGGAAGGGCGCAAGAUAUCAUAAUGUAGUUUCAUUUUUUCACACAGAAAUCUAAAUAUCUACAGAAGGCUAAACUUUCAGGAAAAUCAAUGACUCUUUAUUUCAUUUCCUCAACGUAUAGUCCUGAGAGAAAUUUCACAGAUGUUGCUUUCAUAAAGUUGACUGAAUUUUUUUUUUUAUUUUUUUUUUUUAAAACUAUAUCAAUAGAUUGAAUAUUAAGCAAUAUAUUUAGUGGUAAGGAAGUAAACACUGGCUCUUUACUCAUAUAAUAAUGGGGCGUCUCUUGAUAACUUUCGCUUUCGAGUCAAGAACAUUGAUGUUUGAUGUCGUCUUUCUUCACCUGUUGAAGAGCUCAUUAUCUAGCCUACAUUGCUAUUAAGCUUUUUGUUAGGCUAUGUUAAGCCUCUGACAGGCUUGGAUUACUGUCACCUCUUUUUUUCUGAUGAAAAUAUGAAAUGAAAAGAUGUUUACUCCCAGUGUUCGUUACUAGAGAGAUGGGUUUCAAAACAAUUUUUUUACUUACAUUUUUUGUUUCUCCCGGCUAGUGUUGUCAACAAUGCUUUGUGAUCUGUUGGGUUUUUUUUAUCCUCAAAAUGAUGGUGAUUUCAAUGUGAUUUCAAUGUUUGCCUUUACUUAGUUCAGGAAAAAACUUGUAUUGAUGCAAGUUGUAUGCUCAUACAAUUAGUUCCGUCAACUACAGUCACUGGUGCAAGUAGGUCUUGGAUGAAAGAAUUAGGCUUACAACUUACACUAAUCCAAUGCUAGAGUCCAGUGAGGUUGAAAUCUUGGUUGAGCCCACAGCCCCAGAAGUUGUGCAAAUAACUAGUUCUUUCUAUCUUUAAUUAUCAGUUAAAUAUCCCUCAACUUUUUUUCUUAUACACCACCCCUUUAUAUCUUUAGUCUAAUCAUUAAAUAUUUGGGACCAGGAUUGUCAUUUAUGAUUGAUGUGUACUUGCAUAACCAACAAAAUUUUUGUUGAAUUUCUACACAGAAAGGUAGAGUAAAAACUAACACACAGAAAUACACUGAUUUAUUCUAUUUCCCCUAACAUCCACGAAUGUUUUUUUUAAGUUCUUAAGUUAUAGUUUUUUUCCAUAUUUAUAUUUCAAGUUAUUGAAAUCCAAUUUUUUGGAGAAGAAUAAAUUAAUUUUGUAUUGUAUAAAAAAAAAAGAACAUACUGUCAUUGUAUCUUAAAAUAACAGUAAUGUUUGCUGCUUUUUUUGUAUGAUUAAAGCUUAAGUGUUAAGCUGUAAAGUUUUUUCAUAGGUUUUUUUGCUAUUUAUCUUUAUCAUUUGUGAAGAUUGUAAACUGAGUUAACUGCAUUUAAAAUUCUUAUACCUAAUGUACACUUGAACACUACAUGGUGCUAUAUUUUCUGUUGUUCAUAUGUAUGUGAGAGUGUAUUUAGUCCACUAUCCAAUGAAAAUUGGUUUCCAGAAAUUGAAAUGAUGUUGGUUAUAUUGUUGUACUAAAUGAAUUUUAUUAUAUAGAGGUUUUAAAACUAUAUAUAUAUAUCAGACCUGCAUAUUGUUGCAACAUUAUGCAAUAGUCGAGUUUGUAGUAAAUCCUAAAAUAUCUAAAUUAUCUCGUAACACAGGACGUGUUUGUUUAGUCAAAAUGAAAUCUAUUGUCCAAACCAAAAAGGAAAGUAGAUGAUGGCCAGAUUUUGGAAAUUGUUUUCAAUGCAUAAUUCUUGGGAAAGUCUUGUCAGUUGAAUAUUGUAACCAUAGAAUGAGUAUAAAGUCAAUGACUAGCUAUACUUAAUGCUAGCUGGUGAAGUACUUCAGAUUAUUGACUUGCCAGUAAGGAAAUACUACCAGUUAUCAUAAUCUACUGGAGAUUCAGGCAACAAAAUAAUCAUAUUUUUCACAAGACAACAUAGUUGUAACAUAUACAAUAUUCUUUAGCUAAAUAUGAUCGCUAUUAAAAAAAAAAAACAGCUAUCUAAAAACAGAAAAGUAAUCCACUUGACUUAUGCUGGGUUUGUGUUUUAUCUCCCUUUUCUAGCUACUGUUUAGUGAAUCAGUUUUAAGAAAUGUUUCCAAAAGGUUGUGUGUGUUGAGCUCAGAUGUACAAUGUGCUUCUGACUCUGAGGACUGAUGUUUGCACUGAAAGUAGUGCAUCCGUAUGACUAUGGUACUUUAUUGGGCUUUUGGCGUUGAUUAGUUAGCAUUAAUAUUAUAAAAAGAACAAUGAAAUCAGAAAAGAAAAAAACUCUUCACAUCAAAUCUAUUUCUAGUUUAUUGUACAGUUUCUGACAAAAGUACAUUUCUGCUUUGUGUAAACUGAUUUUGAAAAAACAACUAAAUGCGCAAUCUUAAUAAUGCUUGUUUUCGCUUCCUUUUGUUGAUCAUGUCAUCAGUAGAUUUUUUAUCUUCAAUGAUAUUUUUGUUCAAUUUUCAAUAAAUUGUUAUUAGAAUAAUUUUUGGCACAUUAGAAAGUUAUUUGAAUAGUUAAAAAAAAAUUGACCAAAUAGGAAAAAAAAUCAUUGUAAAGUAUCUGCUCUUAAAAGAAAAAAUAAGAAACUAGUUGUACAUGAUGUGCGUCUAAGGUCAAUCAGAUUGUUCAAUUUCACUUAUAAUUUAAAUGCAAGUUGUGUUUGUAUGCCUGCUUGUGCUAUUCACUCAGGACUUCCUUCUCCUCACCUUGAUCAAGUCCAUUGUAAUGCUGUUUUAUACAUCCAAUUAUGUUGCUGCAUUUGUGCUAAAGUAAGGGAAGACAAUCUUAGAGCACUUCACCCUUCACUUUGUUACCCCCCCCCCCCUUUUAAAUUGUCCACCACUCCUCAGACGUCCAAGAUUCUAUUGAGAAGUUAAGUCCUUUUUAUGAAAGUAUAAUUCUUCUACACACAUUAUGAAUUAUGUUUCAUUUUAGGAGCAUGUGGCCACCUUACUGUACUUGUUUGUAAAGUUUAGUGGCAAUCACAUGACUUUCACAACUGCAGUACAGAAUGGCUUGUCCUUUUAGUCUGUCCUCUCCUGUUUACCAUUCAUUACUGAGAUCUUAACUCUUUCUCUCUUAAUUGACGAUACCAGCGUUGAUUUGACCUCAUUAAAUUAAAUUAAUGUGUAAUUUUAUUUCACUUUAUUUUGUCUUAUAUAAAAAAAGAGCAUGCAUUCCCCUUUAAUUCUAUACCAAAUAAAACAUUUUGUGGUAAGAAUAUUUUCUGGUAAGAAAGGACGAAGCUAUUGAAGCUUAAUUAUAACAGGGUAGUGAAAUAGUCAUGAGCAAAAGGAAGAAUUCCGUCGAAACGUGGAAAAAUAAUUAUGGAAAGAGUUAAAAAUUUUUUGUUCUUUUGCGCAUAGUGAAAAAGGUUUGUCUUUUUUGCAGGAUUGCUUCCAUCCCAUCCUCUAUAGUAAUAGUAAUGAUUCAUUACUUUUCUGUAGAACAACCUUUUUGAGAACCAUGGAAAUUCUCUUCAGCUCUUUGUUUAAACUGCUCAUAUAAAAUAAGUUCAGGGGGAACUGGCUGGAAGGUGUUGUUGCUCACAAAAGAUAGCUGUAUAGAAACAUUAUGUUGCAUGCUGUCAUCACGUUAGAUAGUGCAUAUUAUGAACAUCAUGCAAUUAGUGUUGUAUAUCCCUCCCAUUGUACAUAUUUCCUGGUUCAUUCAUGAAUUAGUCUGCUCAGACACAUAAAUAUUUAUAUAUAUAUAUAUAUAAAAAUGUAUUUAUACAGUGUAUCAAUAUUAAUUACUAAUACUUUAUUGUUAUUGUAUUUGACUCCUUUGCUUCUGCUGCCUGUAUUCUUAACCUUUGGUAAGAUAAUACUUCAGUCCUGUGAUUUCAAGUAUCAGUUUUUCUUGUCAAAUUUUUUUCUUCCUUUAAGACCUAUCAAACAACAUAGUUUACAAGAGUGUCAGUUAGGUUUUUUUUACUUUCACCAACAUGAGAUACUCUCUCGAUUAGGUAGGUGAAUUCAGAGACAUUCUACAUUUUUGAAAUAAAUCUCCACCCUUCACUAAGAUUUCUGCCUAAACCCAUGCUUAAUUAUGUUAUUAAUUAUAUUCAUCUCAUUAUUUCUUGUCUACCAUGCCCUUUGUUCAGAAAUAAAAUAGAUAAUUUCUUUUUCCUCAGAGAUCUAAUUGAAAUAAGUUAAUUCCAAGUGAUCAUAAUAUAUAAGAAUUAUUUCUUGUUAUUUAUACUGGUACUUUAUAUUUUGCAGAAGUACUGGUACCUAAAACUUUGUAGCAUUUUUUUUUGUUGGGGAAAGGCGUGUAUUAAGGAGUCUUUUUUUAUAGCAAAUAUAUUCUGUGGAAUUAAUUUUGUGUUUAUAAUCAUUUUAGUUGGCUCAUUAAGAAAAAGAGAGCAAAUUUUAUAAGUAUUUUUUUUUUGUAAUGUGCCUUAUUUGUGUGUGAUAUGUUGGACUAUUUAUUUCAGUUCAAUGGCAGUCAUAUUUUGUUUUAAUAUUUAUUUUUUGUUCUGCAAUUUUGAAAAUUUGGCAAUUAAGUUUGUGCAAUAUGAGAAUCAAAGCAACAAGGAACUCUUUAGGUAUUGCUUUUUUUUCCUUACAAUUAAAAAAUAAUUGUGAAAGGUUAUUGAAAAUUAACAGGCUUUGAUAAUUAGCUUUAUUGGUUAGAAGAAUGACUAGGAUAAUUGUUUAUUAAUAUAAUAAUUUCUCUUGAUUUUCUAACAAUUUAUAUUAUAUUUUAGACACUGUAGUGCUAUUUAUAUGAAUGUAUGUUUUCUAGCUUUAUGUGUAUCAUGUUAUAAAUUACCAUUCUCAUUUGUAGCUUUUUAUAUUGGUAUGUAAACUUGAAAGGAAUGCAGUGAUGUUUUUUAUGUUCAUCAAUAGCUCAACCGCAUUCUGAUAUACUAUUAUAUUGUUGUGUAUAUGUGUAUCUAAACUAACGACAGAAUCUAUCUAGAUGCUAAUAGCACAUUUUCUUUCAAAAUCGCCUGCUUGCUUUUUUCAUUUGUGUUCUUUUACAAAUAUUAAUAUUGUUAGUUCAUGGGGAAAAAAUGUAUGCCACAAGUUUCAUGCCAACACGUGUAAAUUUUUUGUUCUGAGUUAAUUAUUUAUGUUGUUUCUCUUGUUUUACCCACCUUCAUGUUUAAAAUUAGAAUGAGAAAUUUGAGUUUAAAUGUCUGCUUGCUUUUUAGAAUUUUUUUUUUAAGUGCCAGUUGCUUUGAGUUAAACAGAGUAAACAAAGUAAUUCUGCCUUUCUGAACUUAACUAUAAAUGUUAAUCCUUUUUUUUUUCAUUUACUUCUAAAUUUAUGGAUCCUGAGAUGCUUCUUUAUUUCCAUUAAUAUCAUUUAUUAUUGUCAGCGAUUCUUAUUCUGUAUGCUAGGGCAAAUUUGUUCUUUCUUAGAUCAUGGAACAGGCUGUCUGAAUCAUCCAAGAAAAAAAUUGUCUUAGCAAAGUUUAAGUCUAAUUAACAUGCAUGACUAGAUAAACACCUGGAUAUGUGUUGGUUGUAAUUAUAUUUUUUUUGAAGGAACUUUAGUUAGUCAGAUCAGAAAGAAAAGUUGCUUUUGAAACUUUAUUCAUUGAAGAAUCUCCAUUUCGUCAGUUUAUUUAACGAGUUAUUUCAUUUAGUUUUCUUGUUUCUGAAAAACUUUAUUGCAUUAUUACAACUCUUUGUUAUGUUGACAUUUGAUCAAAUCAGCCAAAACUUUGCUUGUUUUAUUUGUUCUCUUCUUUAUUGGAAAAAUCAAACCAAAAAUGUAUCCAUAUUGUUUUCUUUUUCUCAUAUAGUUUUAUAAUCUGCAUGAUUUAAAGUUGUUUGUGUAUCCCUUAUUCCAGUUGAAUGAUGUAAACCUAAGUUUCAAUUCUCUUUUGAGAUUCCCUUUUUUUUUAGAAUAUGAGUUUUAAGCAUCAUUUGUCCUUUUGUUUAUUUUAUGAUUUUGUAUCACUCUAGUUCACUUUGAGGAUCAAGUUUUAUUUCCUUUUUUUUUUUUUUUUUGGGUUUUUAAAUUGUAAAAUGUAUCUCAAUAUAAAGUGUAACACUUGAAUGUGAAACAAAUACCAGUGUUACAACAAAACUUAUGUAAACCACUGUACCAUCCUCCCUGAUUGGUUUUCAAAGUUCAGCAAAUAGCCAGGCAUAAAACUUAAGAAUUUUUUUUUACUUUUUUUUUUUUAAUUCACCUAUUUAUGUGUAGAAAGAUUGUAUCACUGCAUUUAUUGAAAAUUGAUUUUUUCUGUGUGUUGACUGCAAUGUGUUCAGGCCAGUUCUGGACUCUUUAUGUAUAUUUAACGUCAUUCUUUUUUUAUAUAUUUUAAGUAAGCCAGUUGUUUAGAGAAAGAAGGAAAUUUUAUUUAACGCAAGUAUGUAACUACGUUUAGGCCUGCAAUCAAUAUUUCUGUAACUCAUUACCACCUUUGUAAAAUGCUUUACUCUAUGAAUAGUUAUUUGGCUCUACUUUAGCUUCUGCAGAUUCAGAUUGAUAUCUUACAAUUAUUUUGCAGAUAAAAUUUUGUAGUUCAAAUGUUUUAGUCAUGGUAAUUUUUUUUGGCUUGCUUUUGAUUCCCCCCCCCCCUCCUUUUUAUUUUUUUUUUGGUCAUCAGUGACCACUAUCUAAAUUGACUUUUCUCAAAGUGACUUGACCCUAUAAAUGUCUCUAACUUAAUAAAGUAAUACAGGCCAGCAGCUUACUUUUAUUUUAUUGAUACAAACUGCUAUUUAAAAAAACACAUUUGUCUCCCUUCUCAGUGAAAAAGAAAAGCAAAACAUGCCAACUUUGUUGGACAAAUGUGAUGUCGCAUUAAUGAUCACAUCUUCUAUUUUCUCUUAUUCCUGUAAAUUCAAAUCACUUCGCUUUUGUAUAUACACACCAAUCUUUAUCUUAUAAGUAGAAUCUCAGUCAGAAUAUGGAACAAGUAUUUUAUUGUAGCUAUUACAUUUUUGUCACAACACAAUGUAUUUGAAUUAUAAACUGCACUACAAUUAGAAUCUUUAAAUAUUGUAGUCUUCUGGGGAGUUUAUUCAAUAGUUUAAAUUUUGUCUCUACUAGAUCUAGUUAUCUCACCUUUACUGUAGAUGUCUUUUCCUCAACAAUGUAACAGUUCCCUCCCUUGUAUUUUUGUCUUUCAUGCUCAUAUUGGAAAUCAAUAAAACUACAAAAAGCCA